AUGGCUUACGCAGAGUGUGGAUCCCUCUUUGAGUUCUUGCACGGCAGCGAGCAAAGGGAGUAUACCAUGGCAAUGGCUAUAGACUGGAUGAUUCAGUGUAUCCAGGGUAUUAACCACAUGCAUUCCAUGGAACCAAUACUGAUUCAUCGUGACCUAAAGACUGCCAAUCUACUCCUAACCAAAAAUUACAGGAAUUUGAAAAUUGGAGAUUUCGGCAAUGCGACGGAUCUAGGAACUAUGAUGACAGAUAUGUCUGGCACUGCCGGCUAUAUAGCCCCAAAGGUUCUCUUAGGAAAUACGUAUACGGAAAAGUGCGACAUUUAUAGCUUCGGGAUUGUUCUAUGGGAGGUGAUGGCGCGCAGGAAACCAUUUCAUCACUUGUCGGAUCCAAAUACAAUUGCAAAGAUGUACUUACCGACCAAGGAUGAACGACCAAUAUUAUUUGAUAUAAUACCGAAUUGUGAGAAAUUUCGAUUUGUGAUCGAAAAUUGUUGGGAUCAGGAACCGAAGAAUCGACCCACAGUCAAAGAAAUUCAGCUUACAGACAUUCCAUGUCUUAAUAUUAUAAUGCGACCCUAA
Drosophila mojavensis is the source of this 579-nucleotide messenger RNA. Its product is annotated as putative mitogen-activated protein kinase kinase kinase 7-like. NCBI's taxonomy places the organism in Eukaryota, Metazoa, Arthropoda, Insecta, Diptera, Drosophilidae. Bases 1 to 579 code for a protein of 192 amino acids. The record is from RefSeq and is a predicted model, not a curated record. The transcript has 3 exons. Gene Ontology annotation, molecular function: ATP binding; magnesium ion binding; MAP kinase kinase kinase activity. Gene Ontology annotation, biological process: protein phosphorylation; positive regulation of canonical NF-kappaB signal transduction; JNK cascade.